Aspergillus japonicus CBS 114.51 is the source of this 1117-nucleotide messenger RNA. Its product is annotated as putative short chain dehydrogenase. The record is from RefSeq and is a predicted model, not a curated record. Gene Ontology annotation, molecular function: oxidoreductase activity, acting on NAD(P)H, oxygen as acceptor. The transcript is spliced from 3 exons. Gene Ontology annotation, cellular component: intracellular anatomical structure. The coding region runs from base 85 to 957 and encodes 290 amino acids. Lineage: Eukaryota; Fungi; Ascomycota; Eurotiomycetes; Eurotiales; Aspergillaceae.
UUCCAGCGAACUGCUCCACUCUGGAAAUCUAUACCUAUCGCUCUACCUCUCCUCUUAGCCCAGACAGCUCAAGCACAGUACAUCAUGUCCCUGUCCCUUGAGACCACCGACGUUGCGCCCGCUCCGGUCCCCGUCCCAGCCCAUAAUGGCCCCGCUCUCGGCUCCACGUCGCGGAUGCCCGAGUUCAGCCUGGCUGGGAAGGUGGUCUGUGUCUCUGGAGCAGCCCGCGGUCUGGGCUUGACGCAGGCCGAAGCUCUGCUCGAAGCUGGGGCCAAGGUGUAUGCGCUUGACCGUCUCGAGGAACCCUCCCCCGAGUUCGCUAUCAUUCAGAAACGCGCGCAAGCGGAACUGGGCACAGCGCUACACUACCGUCGCAUUGACGUGCGCGACACGGAGCUGCUGAACACUGCCAUCGAGGCCAUCGCCAACACGGAGGGUCGGAUGGAUGGGCUGGUCGCCGCCGCGGGGAUCCAGCAGGAGACCUCGGCGUUGGAGUACACGGCCGCGGACUCGAACCGGAUGUUCGAGGUGAACGUGACCGGCGUGUUCAUGACGGCGCAGGCCGUCGCAAAGCAGAUGAUUCGCUUUGGCAACGGCGGCAGCAUUGCACUGAUUGCCAGUAUGAGUGGUACAAUCGCCAAUCGGGGCCUCAUCUGCCCCGCGUACAAUGCCAGCAAGGCUGCGGUGAUCCAGCUGGGUCGCAACCUCGCCAUGGAGUGGGGCCAGUACAACAUCCGGGUCAACACGAUUUCCCCGGGGUAUAUCGUGACGGCGAUGGUGGAGCAGCUGUUCGUGCAGUUCCCCGAGCGUCGCGAGGAGUGGCCGAAGCACAACAUGCUGGGACGCCUGUCCACGCCCAACGAGUACCGGGGCGCGGCGGUCUUCCUCCUCAGCGACGCCAGCAGCUUCAUGACGGGCAGCGAUCUGCGCAUCGACGGCGGGCACGCCGCGUGGUGACGUUUGUCGCCGGUUUCUUAUCUGCUUCUUGUUGCGGUGUCGCACGGCGUUCAUCUGUGAAAGCGAAGCGUUGAUUGACUCGGAGUACUGUUUACCAUAUGCGCAUGACGUACAUCUACGAGGGGGCGAUGAUGGAUUUCUCAUUUCUUGUUCCGCGGUG